AUGAAGCAUGGCAGAGCACAAAUUAGUACACAGCUUGCUUCAAAACUGGAAGGGGCAGGCAUCUUUUUAUUAGCAAAAGCAACCGUAGACUAUGUUUCAGCUGGGUUGCUUGUAGUGAUCGAGGCAACGAGAGAACGCUCCGAUCGUCGCCAGAUAACACAAGAGCCCUUCCUUCAUUCAGGGCGGGUCCCAGCUGAAUCAUAG
Messenger RNA from Ilex paraguariensis (yerba mate), 204 nucleotides. The record is from the annotation of a GenBank genome assembly. NCBI's taxonomy places the organism in Eukaryota, Viridiplantae, Streptophyta, Magnoliopsida, Aquifoliales, Aquifoliaceae.